ACAAGUAUAUUAGAUCGUGUCAAAACACAUAUCUCAUAAUCUCAAAAAUAUGUUUCGAGAUAACGAAGACCGCACGGUCCGUAGGGCAGUGAGAGUAAGAAGAAGAAUAAAAUCCCUCAUCCGCUUGGCUUUCUUCAACGCAUACUGGCUGGAAGAGUAUGACCCUGAUGCCCUCAGCUCUUCCGUUCUCAAGAACGUGCGCGUGAUAACCACUCGGAAAAAAAUCGACAGUUUGAUCAAUCUCCAGCAGAAAGCGAUCUUGAAUAAACGUGAGGAACAUAGAACUGAAUCGGAGAGGCGUUAUCUUAGUGUAGUUCUUGGAGGCAUGAGAUGUUUCAAACGAUAUCCUGAAAAGACCAGGAGACAUCUUGCGAGGGUAGGCCAGUUCGCUUAUUAUCCACCUGGCCGGACAAUAUUGAGGGAGGGUGAUCCGCCCUUUGCAUGGUAUUACAUCCUUGCAGGAAAAGUGGGUGUGAUGCAGAUGAAACAUACUGUGGAUGGACUGAAAGUGGUAGAGGUGGAGUCCUACUACAAAGGUUACACCUUUGGGGAAUUCUCCAUGUUACACGGCACUGCAAGAAAUAGGUCAAUCGUAACAACAGCCCACUGCGAAUUCCUGACCAUAGAGAAAGAUGCCUUCAAUGCCAUCAUACGUAGAACAGUCAUGCACCACUACAACAUCAUAACUAACUACGUGAAGAAGCUUCCUUACUUUCAGUCCUUCGAUCAGAAAGAGCUGAUCGAAGCUUGCCUGGUAGCCAAGGUGAAAGAGUACGAACACGAUGAAUUGGUGCUAGGGGAUGAUGUAGGCUACCCUCACUACGCCUAUUUCGUGAUUAGAGGCAAUGUGAGAAUAAUCCAUCACCUGAUGUUCACAGUACAGUGGGACAAGGUCUUGAAGAGGAAUAGAUAUAAGCUUUACGAUCCUUUUUCCGAUCCAAAAAACGAUUACUUCGUGAAGAAACUGGACAAGACCGAUUUUGCGAUAAAAGCCUUGGAUGACGAGUUCAGCGCUAAAGAAUACCCAUGGGAAACACAUCCUCCGGCGACUGACUACUUUCAGCUAGAAAUGGUGAAGAGUUUACCCCCAGAGAUCCAUACCAGUUUCAUCAAAAUUUACACGGUGAACGAACUAGGCUGCUUCAAUAUUGGGGAGAAUUUGAGAAAUAGAUUCGUGAUAGCUGAGGCUUCUCCUUCCACCACCAUUUGUCUACUGCUUCCCAACUAUUGGUUGUACAAGAGAAAUAUUGCUUACAUAUGGUCGAGACUUGUGUCCCAUUUCAAUUUGAAGAUACCAAACGCGCAGAGGAUUUUGAAUGAGUACGUCCAGAGGAGGCAGUGGGAGGUGAAAAAAAGAAAACUGGUAAAAAAGAUUCUUACUGGAUCUCACUUGUUGAAUUCGAACACCAUGCAUAAUGUGCCUUACAGCUUGAGGAUGAAGGAGGAUUUGACGUUAUACAAGGAUGCUUAUUCAACUUUUUCGACUAUAAGAGGAGCUUGUCAUAGAUGAUAUGUUUUAUGAUUUUAAU
Coccinella septempunctata (seven-spotted ladybird) is the source of this 1529-nucleotide messenger RNA. RefSeq lists its product as uncharacterized. Bases 50 to 1510 code for a protein of 486 amino acids. The transcript is spliced from 2 exons. Lineage: Eukaryota; Metazoa; Arthropoda; Insecta; Coleoptera; Coccinellidae. The record is from RefSeq and is a predicted model, not a curated record.